CUUUGGUGUCUACCCGUACCGACUUGAAGAGUAUCAUGUUGGUCGUAAACGUCAUCCUCUUUAUAUCCGCGGUAUGUUCUGCCACGAACAUUGUAAUCUCGAGCGAUACUUCCGUUCCAUCGAUGAUGUCUACCAGAUUGAAACGCGGAAUCGUAGAUCCUGGUCCUGACGCUCGUAAUAACCAGGAACACUAUAGAGGAGCUCAAGGCGCAUCGAGCAUCUCAUCGCUUCAGGAUAUGAACUCAAAGCUAGCGCCUCAUUACGGAACAGCCGAGGCAUUGGACACCCAGAUGCUUACCCACGCUAACCAGAAUCAGAGAUCUGCUUCUCACGCCUAUGGCAGUGUGCCAAAGCGGCAGUUUUCUCCUAUUCAGCCGACCGAAUCGUAUCAGAAUAGCCCGCUCGCUUCGUACUUCAACCUAUUGAAUAAUCCGAAUACGUAUAAAGCCGCGACGGGCGUCGAGAAGCCGGCGGAUACGUCGAAAUCGGUCGCGUCGCAUUCGCUGGAAAAACUAGAGGAUGCAUAUUUGCCCAGCUACAAUGCCUUCCACCCGCACAAGUCGAUCGAAUUGUCCGGUUUCUCCGAUUUUGAGUACCCCUCGUAUUCUGGUAUCAGUAAAAUCAUCUCCCAGGGCCUUCAUAAUGGCGCCCCGACCGCUGCCGUGCAGAUUCCGGGCGAUUAUCCUCUUCCGAAAGCUACCGAGUACGCGCAUAUUUACGCGGCGAGUGUUCUUCCGACGGUGUCAAGCGCCACUCCGCUGUUUCAAUCGUCGAACAAGGUGAAACAGACCUCCGAGCAGAAGGACAAAGCUACCGUGGAUGCGAACGGUAAGAAGGUUCCGAUCAUUCAGCUUCAGAGCGCUCCUGGGCUUUCCGGCGUUUUCCCCGUCUUCGGAAGCCAGCCGUUUCUAUUAAACGCGGACUACCCGAUCGAAUCGGACUUUGGAUUUAACUUUGGAGACAUGCCAAAAGCCAAUGUGGCACUUCAAUCGAAAAACGCCUCGCCGUUCUUGUCGCCCCUGUCGAGCUUCCAAGGUCAAGUUGUGCCGAUACAGACGGCUAGCAGCACUCCGCAAUUUCCGCAGUACAAAGGAGCCAGCAUAGAAGUUUAUCAUGUACCGAAUAAUGUUCCUAAAGUGCAAGGUAGUUACGAGUCCCUUUACAGUCAACCGCAAUUGCACUUUGGAAAGGAACAUGCUGGUCAAGCUGUUAAUCCCCAACCAAACGUCGUUCCUUCUUCCAUUUCGUCGGAGGACAUCCUGGAUGACGCAGAGAUUAUCAAUAAGAAAAAUCCAGAGCCUCACCCUGUCCAACCCGAGGACGAGGAGGAGGAGGAGGGCGUGAAAGAUAUGAGAUAUCAAAACUCUGAGAAGGAGGAUGAGAGCAGUGCCGAAGAGGACGACGUCGAACACGUGUCAGGAAAGUAUUUCAAGGAACCGUCGACGACGGAAAGCGACUUUAAGCCGUCGAUAAAUUUCCCCUUUAAAGAAUACGACGAGACAUUUAGAAAGCACGCAUCGCAAACCGACGACGAGGAUUCCGAGGAUAAGCCGUAUUCCGGCAACAAGAAUUCCUCAUCGGGCGAUGACGCGGAGGAGGAAGACUCGUCGUCAGAAUAUCACGUUGAAUCUCCACAAUUGUAUAGGCCGUACGAAGUGGAGGACAAAGAGGAGGAAGAAAGUCAGAAGUACGAGAAACGUGAGGAAGCCGACGAGGACUCUUACGAGGUGAAACCCAAGCAAUCCAAAUCUUACGGGGCAGAUUUCGAGCGAGAAUUUGAAGAAUCCUACAGAGAGGAACUACCGAAAGAAGAAUAUGUGCAUGUGAAGGAAGUACCGGAAAUAGACAGUUACAACAAUCCAAUACCUUUUAAACGGCAAAAUGACGCUCGAGGUGACGUAAAUGUCAAACAAGCUGAAGAGUCCAAGAUUCAAGAAUCGCGUGUGUUUCGUAAAAAUCGGAAAAUACCAAAAACCGUUUCGAGAGACAACGCGGCUUACGGCUCAGACGUCUCCGCUAAAAAGGCGAGCAAAGUGAUCUACGAAGAAUUCUACGGGCAAAAGUAUCCCAAAACCGGAAAAUACUCUAAACGCGCGAAAACCGAGCCUGCGGUCGAGAAAUAUUUGCCCGCCAAGAAAUCAACCGCGCACAAGGAAGACAGUUAUCUCCGUGCUGUCAAGUAUUACAAAUUUAAAAGCCCCAAGACAGACGGGCUCACCUCACCUAAGAAUAAAUAUCCGCACUUGUAUUCUUCCGCGAGCAACUGGAGCCCGAGUAAAUUCUCAACCGCGGGAACGGCCUCUGUAUCGAAUGCGAGACAAUUGGCAGAUUCUGCAGACGGGGCUCGUUUAUAUAGACCGAGUGCAGUGAACGGACAAAUACGCUCCAUCACGAACGCAGAAAUCCUUCGUGAUUUGACGGGAAUUUAAGCGACGACAUAACCAAACGUUAGGUUACGAAACAACAUAUAUCCUUAGGUCGAAAUUUUUAACAACGUUUGAAGAUAUCGCAUAAGGGAAGCCUCAAAAGUUCUAAAUGUGGCUUAGAAGUGCAUUUUUUAUGGAUGUUCAUUGGUUGAUGUGUAGCUACGUUACGUUUUUAUUUUUACAAACGAAGUUAACGACUUUACUUAGAAUUUUUUAGAAUAAUAACAAAAUAUAUAUGUUUAAUAUC
Harpegnathos saltator (Jerdon's jumping ant) is the source of this 2673-nucleotide messenger RNA. RefSeq lists its product as uncharacterized. Bases 36 to 2429 code for a protein of 797 amino acids. Lineage: Eukaryota; Metazoa; Arthropoda; Insecta; Hymenoptera; Formicidae. The record is from RefSeq and is a predicted model, not a curated record. The transcript has 4 exons.